CAGCACACCUAAAAGAGAACGACGGAGAGUGACGUAAACACGAACGGUUGAUACAACUCGCCGCCGAAGCAAAAGAUAUAUCAGAAAUCUCCCAUUACCCUUUUCAGAAAGAUCUUCACUUUCCUUCCUCAAUCAGUGAUUGCUUCUCUUUAGUCUUUACUCUCUUCCAGGAUGUUAAUGAUGGGAAAAUUAGGAACAUUGAUCCACACCGGUAGAUUCCUUCUCCGCCGCUUCUCAGAACCUCCACCGGCGGUAGCUGUGUCUGUGGCCCCGAAUCGCGUCUCCUUCCACCGUUUUUACUCGUCUAAGUUCAUCUCUCCACUUGUCUCGCCAUUUUCUUCUUUAUUCAGACCUUCAGCAUUAAGUAGCUCAGCUUUCUCAUCUUUUUCAACAACUACAAGAAUCGAAGUCGACUCUACAGAGCAUGAAGUUGUGAUAGCCUUGGGAAGCAACAUCGGAAACAGGAUGAACAACUUCAGAGAAGCGUUACGGUUAAUGAAACGCGGCGGCAUUUGUAUAACCAGACACAGUUGCUUGUACGAAACAGCUCCAGUCCACGUGACUGACCAACCAAGGUUCCUCAACGCUGCAGUGAGAGCUGUCACCAAGCUUCCACCUCACGAGCUUUUAACCGUUCUCAAAACAAUCGAGAAAGACAUGGGACGUAAAGAUGGUAUACGUUACGGACCUAGACCACUCGACUUGGACAUAUUGUUCUACGGGAAGAUGAGAAUAGCUUCUGAGAAACUCAUCAUCCCACACGAGAGACUAUGGGAAAGGUCGUUUGUAUUAGCACCUUUGGUUGAUUUGCUUGGAACAGCUGUUGAUAAUGAUACGGUCGCACACUGGCACUCGCUCGCAUUACAUCCCGGUGGAAUUCACCAAGCGUGGGAGAGACUAGGUGGAGAGUCACUGGUUGGAGAAGACGGUAUACAAAGAGUGUUACCAAUAGGAGAUAAACUCUGGGAUUUUACUAGCAGAACUCAUGUGAUGGGUAUACUUAAUCUAACACCUGAUAGCUUUAGUGAUGGUGGACAGUUUCAGUCGUUAGAUUCUGCAGUUUCUCGUGUUAGAUCAAUGGUCUCUGAAGGUGCUGAUAUAAUUGAUAUAGGUGCACAGUCUACACGACCAAUGGCCACUAGAAUAUCUUCUCAAGAAGAGUUGGAUAGACUUUUGCCUGUUUUAGAAGCUGUUCGUGGCUUGCCAGAGAUGGAAGGGAAGCUCAUAUCAGUGGAUACUUUUGACUCCGAGGUUGCUUCAGAAGCUAUAAGCAACGGAGCUGACAUUCUGAAUGAUGUAUCUGCAGGAACCUUAGACUCGAAUAUGCAUAAGGUUGUUGCAGAAUCUGGUGUUCCUUAUAUGGCUAUGCACAUGAGAGGAGAUCCAUGUACAAUGCAGAAGGAAGAGAAUCUGCAGUACGGUGAUGUAUGCAAGGAUGUUGCUUCUGAGUUAUAUAUGAGAGUAAGAGAUGCAGAAAUCUCUGGGAUUCCAGCUUGGAGGGUUAUGAUCGAUCCAGGGAUUGGGUUUUCAAAGAGAGUGGAACACAACUUAGAUAUUAUAACGGAUCUUCCUAAAAUCCGGGAAGAGAUGGCCAAGAGAAGCAUAGGAGUGUCUCAUGCUCCUAUACUUGUAGGACCUUCAAGGAAGAGAUUCUUGGGAGAUAUUUGUGGGCGUCCUGAGGCAUCUGACAGAGAUGCUGCAACUGUUGCUUCUGUUACUGCUUGCAUUUUAGGAGGUGCUAAUAUCAUUAGAGUUCAUAAUGUUAAAGAUAAUGCAGACGCAGCAAAACUAUGUGAUGCGAUGCUGAGAAGAAGAAGCUCAAAAAGAUGAUUAGAGGAAAUAUCACUAUAAUUUGGGUCUGUUUCAGAUCGAUACGACAGGAGGCUAGAUAACAGCAAUAUGCUGAGUGAGUCAACAUAUCAGUUUUGAUCUUGUAUUGGCAAGAUUUUGGAUAUUAUGGUUGUUUGUAUCUCUCCAAUCUAUGAUCUCUUUCAAAUUGUUGAUGCGCAAUAGCAUUUUAAAUUUUCAUUCCUAGAAUUUCUACUUGUAUCAUAAUACUUUUUCAAGAUAAAUGAAUGAUCAUGG
Molecule: messenger RNA, 2085 nt
Organism: Eruca vesicaria subsp. sativa (arugula)
Lineage: Eukaryota; Viridiplantae; Streptophyta; Magnoliopsida; Brassicales; Brassicaceae
Source: the annotation of a GenBank genome assembly